UUCGUGCAAGGGUAGGUUGAUUGAUUUUAGCCAGGUUUCCGAUGAGGAAUUCCUAGUGCAGUUCGGUAGCGGUCCGAGAUACAAUAUCAAUCGCGUGGUUCGGGCAAGUGCAUGGCAUGUAGUGAACCUCGCACCGGCGCGUUAUGAUGAUACCUUCUUUGGCCACUUCCCAAUCCAUUCUUGCCAACUCAUUUGCACAUUGCUGCAGUCAGCGAGUUUGCCCUCUCUGUGCACAUUCUUUCUACAUAUUAUGCUGAGUCUCUAUCAUUGCCGGGUGAGGUGAAUGCCGAUGCAAAUCUCCUCUGCAUAUCACGAGUCACAAACAUAUGAUCUAAUGAAUACUGUGCAGUUAAGCAUGUGCGGGCAUCCAUCCCAACUGUUCUGGGUGGUAACCAAAUAUCUGAGGAUGAGAAACCAUGGCACCACAGCUACAUAUGUAUCCUUGUUUCAUGUGGUCUAUCUUACAAAUUGGUAUUGACAAAAUGUCUUUACCCGUCAAAUUUUGCUUGCUACCGGUGGUGUGUUGCACAGACAGGUCCCAAAGAAGCACCGAUAAGACUCCUCGCAACCAUCCAUGCAUUCAUGAGUACUACACACUUACCAGCCAAGUACUUAGCCUACGCAAGUCACUUUAACUUCUUAUGAUGCUAGAUUGACGUCGGAAUACAACACGCCCUGUAAGCUACAACAUUUACGCAAAUUCCAAUUGGGCUGCUCGUGGUAAAACGUGGAGAUCUGUAAGUCAUUUGGAAGCCCCGCUCUCUCUCCAAAAAAGGAAGGCCGCUAGCCCUUCGACAGGGGAAAAUGUCGAUGCUUCAAUUUGUUGAGGCUGCUGUCCUCCAUAUAAUGGUGACGAUGCUUGAACAUAGUGUACAAUAUGGUGUGCAAUCAUGGCUUUAUAUCUCCUCCGUUGCCAUCACUCCGCAUUCCCCAAUUUUUCUGCAUUGCCAUGCUCAGAUUUUGAUCGUUUGUCAUUGAUUCAAUCCUUCUUUGAACAUGCUGUCCUCUGAUAUCAGUCGGUUUGACGUGGUAGCUAUUCUUGGAACUUCGAUUCUUAUUUACUGCAUCUUGGGCAUUAUAUAUCGUCUUUACUUCCACCCGUUAUCCAAAUUUCCGGGUCCUAUAUUGCCUGCAGUCACCCUCUGGUCGGAAUUUUAUCAUGAAUGUAUCCAACCAGGCCAGUAUUUCCUUAAGAUUGCACAAUGGCACGAAAAAUAUGGUCCAAUUAUCCGGAUCGGGCCAAAUGAAAUUCAUAUCAAUGAUCCCGAUUACUACAAUACCCUAUUCUCUUAUAGUGGCGUGAGAAACAAAGAUCCAUUUUACACAGCCCAGUUCAAUACGCCAGAUACUGAAUUCGGAGCCGAGGAUCACUAUAUACAUCAAAUGAGAAGGUCUGCACUCAAUCCAUUCUUCUCAAAAGCUUCGAUUGAACGCCUUUCCCCUAUGUUAACUUCUAUGGUCGAGAAGCUCUCAUCACGCCUCGAAGAGUUCCGUAACACGAAUCAACCGCUCAUUAUUCGCCUUCCCUUUCAAUGCUACACGGCCGAUAUUGUUACACUUUACGCAACCAACCGUUGUUGGAAACAUCUCGAUAGUCCAGAUUUCAAUCCCUCAUGGGCACAAACCUUUGUUGCUCUAUCUGUCAUAUCAAAAUGGGCCAAAUUCCUUCCAAGUAUUUAUACCUUGAUGGAACAUACCCCGCGCUGGAUACUGAACAAAUUUGCUCCGAGCGUCAUUCUCAUGCUUGAUCAUAACAACAAAAUUCGCACCCAAAUCAGCGAAAUCCUUUCUGGCACCAUCCUCCCGGUCGAUGCCCCAAUCGAUGGCUUCCCACGUACCAUAUUUCAUAAUUUUCUCUCCUCUUCUUUACCGGAAAGCGAAAAGAAGUUCUCUAAUAUGAGUCAGGAGGCUACCAAUAUCAUUGGGGCGGGUACGGAUACGACGGCUCAUACGUUGAUGAUUUUGAUAUAUUAUCUAGCUAGUGACGCGGUGAGGUGUGAGAAGUUGAGGGAAGAAUUGAGGGGUGCGGGAUUGGAGAGGAGAGAGAAUGGGGAGCCAAAGAACGUGGAACUGGGGAUGGUGGAGAGAUUGGUUUAUCUGAAUGCUUGUGCUCUUGAAGGAUUACGUCUUUCUUACGGCGUCUCGAGUCGACUAGCUCGCAUCGCACCCAACGAGAACUUACGAUAUGGGAAAUGGGAAAUCCCCGCCGGUACACCCAUCGGAAUGAGCACAAUGCUCCAACACCACAACGAACACAUCUUCUCUUCCUCUCAUCACUUUAUCCCCGAACGAUGGAUUUUAGAAAAUGGGAGUAUAAACCACGCUCUUGAAAAAUAUCUUGUUUCUUUUUCGCGAGGCUCAAGAAGUUGUAUAGGCCAGGUUCUCGCAAAAGCGGAAAUUCACCUCGCGCUCGCAGUCGUCAUAUCGCGCUUCGAUAUCCGUCUCUACGAUACGGAUUUCGAGAGAGAUGUUAGGGUGAAGAGGGAUUAUUUUUUGCCCCAGCCGGGAUUGGAUAGUAGGGGCGUGAGGGUUUUGUUGAGUUGAGGUGAGGUUUUGGGGAGAAGUCUUUUGAGGAUUGGGAUUGGGAUUGCGGGUGAAGUUGUGAAGUUAUGAGGUUAUCGAAGUGGGAGGAGAGAUAUUGAGAUGGCGUGGAAUUGGAACUGGAACUUGAUAGCUGGAAGUUGAUAGCAAGACUGAUAAACCCUUUCUGGCUGUGGGUAUUUAUUGUUUCUGUGGACUAUCUCCUAAAUCUGAUGGUGUAAAAUUGACAAGAAUAUCUAUCUAUCUAUCAAGAGUCUUUUUUUAUGACUGAGGAAUUAACGCAGUGCAAAUAUACAAUGAGAUGGAUUUUCAUAGAUAUCCUAUCCUAGCCAGAUUACUCUAUAGGGAUUAUGAGAUUGCAUUAACUACCUAGCUAGAUCCAUAUCUAUAUCAUUUCAUGAGGAUCAAGCGAAUUGAUAUCUCCUAUCAUUUAACUUUCAUUUCGUUUCAUUUCAUUUCA
Botrytis byssoidea is the source of this 3001-nucleotide messenger RNA. RefSeq lists its product as uncharacterized. The record is from RefSeq and is a predicted model, not a curated record. Gene Ontology annotation, molecular function: oxidoreductase activity, acting on paired donors, with incorporation or reduction of molecular oxygen; iron ion binding; heme binding. The transcript is spliced from 9 exons. The coding region runs from base 997 to 2544 and encodes 515 amino acids. Lineage: Eukaryota; Fungi; Ascomycota; Leotiomycetes; Helotiales; Sclerotiniaceae.